Corapipo altera (White-ruffed manakin) is the source of this 924-nucleotide messenger RNA. It is a transcript of the gene YJEFN3, whose product is annotated as YjeF N-terminal domain containing 3. The coding region runs from base 1 to 891 and encodes 296 amino acids. Gene Ontology annotation, molecular function: NAD(P)HX epimerase activity. The transcript is spliced from 6 exons. The record is from RefSeq and is a predicted model, not a curated record. Gene Ontology annotation, cellular component: mitochondrion. NCBI's taxonomy places the organism in Eukaryota, Metazoa, Chordata, Aves, Passeriformes, Pipridae.
AUGCAGGAAUGGGGGACUGGGAGGAGGGCUCACUCCACCGGCCGUGCCCACCCCACGCCCUACGAGCCCCCAACCUGCUCGCCCGGUGUCCCGAGACCCCCUGCCCAGCACCCUGGGGGCAGAGUGGGGUCCCAAAUCCUUCCCGUGGGUGGUGAGGGGCACCCCUGUCCUCCCCCUGCUCACUGGUGCCCUCUGCCCCUCCCCAGCAAGGCAGAGGCCGAGGCCAUCGAGAAGGAGCUGCUGGAGGAUUAUCGGUUUGGGAGGCAGCAGCUCAUCGAGAUCUGGGGACACGCCUGUGCCGUGGCUGUCACCAAGGCGUUCCCGCUGCCCUCGCUGCCCCGGAAGCAGCCCACGGUGCUGGUGGUGUGCGGGCCGGCGCAGAACGGGGCCAUCGGGCUGGUGUGUGCCCGGCACCUCCGCAGCUUUGACUACGAGCCCACCAUCUUCUACCCCAAGCGCUCCCCGGACCCCCUGUACCGGGAUUUCACGACGCAGUGCGAGAAGAUGGACAUCCCCUUCCUCUCCUACCUGCCCACCGAGGUGCAGCUGAUCAACGACGCCUACAACGCCGUGGUGGACGCCGUGCUGGGAGCCGAGGCGGAGGUGGGCGAGGGGAGGGAGCCCUGUGCCGCCAUCCUGGCCACCCUCAAGCACAUCCGCAUCCCCAUCGUCAGCCUGGAUGUGCCCUCAGGGUGGGACGCAGAGUCCGGGGGCAGUGGUGGGAUCAACCCCGAUGUCCUGGUGUCCCUGGCAGCCCCCAAGGAGUGUGCCCGGCGCUUCCUGGGCCGCCAGCACUUCGUGGCCGGGCGGUUCCUGCCCUACGACGUCCAGAAGAAGUUCGAGCUCAACCCCCCCGAGUACCCCGGCACCGAGUGCGUGGUGGCCCUGUGAGCCCCCCAAAUAAAGUGCUUGGUGGCUCCUCCU